Molecule: messenger RNA, 2260 nt
Organism: Meloidogyne enterolobii
Lineage: Eukaryota; Metazoa; Nematoda; Chromadorea; Rhabditida; Meloidogynidae
Source: the annotation of a GenBank genome assembly
AUGGGACUUAAACGAAGCGGAAAGACGUCAAUAAGAAAAGUGGUAUUCCAAAAGAUGAGCCCGAACGAGACGCUUUUUGUAGAGAGCACAGCGAGAGUUACUAAUGAAUAUGUCAGUGAUUCCUUCAUAAAUUUUGAAACAAUUGAAUUUCCUGGCCAAGUCGAUCCUUUUGAAGCGUCAUUUGAUCCAAAUUCGAUAUUUUCUCGUUGCGGAGCUCUUCUUUUUGUAAUUGAUGCCCAAGCGGAUUAUGACGAUGCUUUGAAGAAGAUGGUUCCAGCAAUAAUUAGAUCAUAUUCGAUAAACAAAAAUAUUAAAUUUGAGGUGUUCGUUCACAAAGUUGAUGGUUUAAGUGAUGAAACCAAAAUGGAAACACAUCGAAAAAUAUUUCAAACUGUCCAGGAUGAUCUUGCCGAUCAAGGAAUGGAUCAUAUUCGAAUUAAUUAUCACAUGACAUCAAUUUAUGAUCAUUCAAUAUUCGAAGCAUUUUCUAAAGUUAUUCAAAAAUUGAUUAAACAAUUGUCAGGUUCAAAUGUUGAAAAAUCAUUUUUAUUUGAUGUUGCAAGUAAAAUAUAUAUUGCUACUGAUUCUUCACUUGUUGACAUGGCCACUUAUGAACUUUGUUGUGAUAUGAUAGACGUUACAAUAGACAUAUCUUCAAUUUAUGGACACAAAGUUGACCAACAAAAUACUAAUAACAAUAAACAACAACACCAAAAUCGUCCAAUUGGUUUUGAUCAAGAUACCUCAGCAAUGAUUAUGUUACGAACUAGACAAGUUAUUUUUUUGCGACAAAUUAAUGUUUAUUUGGCUUUGGUUGCUGUUAUUAAAGAAGAUAAUUUUGAAAAACAAGGAUUGAUUGAUUUUAAUUUUAAUGUUUUUAGACAGGUUUUUUUUUAUUUUUUUUUGGAGGGAAAAUGAGGGGCUUGAGAUUUUUUAAGGAAGAAAAUUUCCUGGGGUAUAAGUGAGCAUACUUACCUGUUCCUCCAUGAACCUUCACUCUUUCAAAGGGCUUUAUAACUUUGUUUAAAAAAAUUCCCGAGGUGUAAGGGACUAUACUAACAGUCUUAUGUGUUACGAGCCGUAGACUUCUUUUAAAAUUCAUUUUGGUAUAGGAGAAAAGCAAGGAGUCUCUCUCCACUCUCGGCGGGCCGCUGAAUCUCUGGGAUUUGAUUCCGCGGUGUAAGGGAGCAUAUACUACCAGUCUCCUCCGUGUCACGAGGCCGUAAACUUCUUUUAAAAUUCAUGGGGUAUAGGGGAACAUUAAGAAACUUCUUUUCACUCUCGCGUGGCCGGGAAUCUCUUGGAGUUGAAAAAAGUUUUUUAGAUGAGUCUAAAUCUAUCCUUGUAAGGGUGUUGAAGAAGUUUUUGAACUUGGAAAGAAACGUAACUCACUUGCUCUUUAAAUUGAAAAAAAAUUUUUUUUACAAAAAAUGUGUUGUCAACAAAAACUGCCUCUGUGCCAUAUUUUUUAUAGUUCAAAAAAUAGAGGUAAAGAAUUCUAUCACUUUAAAAAAAUAACGAAACAGAUAUUUUUUCUACAAAAAAUAUAUUUUUAAAUUAAAAAUGAAGUUAAUAAAAAAAUUAAUUUAGAAAAUAAUUUUUUAAAAUUUAAUUGGGGUUGGAAAACUCUUCACUCUUCUACCAAUUGUUAGGUUGAAGAUAAUUGAGAAAAGAGAUACCUAUACAGGGUCUUUUAUCUAGGGCUGGUCCCGUCGAAAAGAACUUUUGCGGGGGAAAGGGGAGAUGUCAGGAAAUAGAAUGUUGAUGUAAGAAUGGGGUAUGAGAAUGGCCUAAAAACAUCGUCGGGGUGAGGAGUCGGGGACUUUAAAUCUGUUGGCCUUAAAUUAUUUAGAAACAAAAAAGAAGUUUAAAAAAAUUUUUUUAUUAUUUAAAUAUUAAAUGGCAAAAAAAUUAUUGACGAAAGAGAUUUAAAUAAUUAAAGAGAUUAUAUAAAAUGCGUUUGGUUGUUAAAUAUAAUAUUGAGUAGAGAAAAAAUUAUAGACACAAAUAUAAUUUUUAAGGAGGGAAUGUUUUUUAGCUACCUAUUAAAUAAAAAUUUUAAGAAGCACCAUGCAUGAGGGAUUGCUUUACCCUCAGAGAAUAAAAAAAAACUUGUGGCUAUAGGCCUGAAUAUUAGGGAUGGGUCGGGUUGAUGAGAAGUAAAAAAUUGGGUUGGGUCAAAUACUGGGUAUGACUCGAAGUCAAUGUAAGAUUUUAAAACCCCAGAGCUGGGCCAAGGUUUGAAAAAGGUCUGAGUGAG